AAGAGACACGUGAUCUCGUGUCAGGUCUCUGCACCCCACUCCGGACAGCGCGAGGCUCUCAACGCGUCAUUCUCACGACAUACGGAGACGAGGACAACAUUGACGAACUCAAAUUUGGGUGGGCUGCCACUUGUCUUGUGUUGCAUUUUGAUCGCCAAAUUCCGGAGGACCUAAAGAAUUGCCCCUAUUCAAGCCUUCAGUUGUGCAGCUGAAGGGCGAAGGCAACAUGGAUGAUGCCGAUUCGGCCAACCCGCAGCUGCUGGCUUGGGUCAAAGAAUGGCUCGAUCUUGCGCGCGAACGCAAUUCAAAAGGCGUUACAACGUACAGAACUGCCUAUAAUUCGUUAAAAGCAUGUCCAAUCACCUUUGAACACCCUGCACAGUUGCAGCAACUCAAAGGUUUCGGCCCCAAACUUUGCGAACGCCUUGAGCAGCAAUUAAAGAAAUACUGCGAACAAAAUGGUCUGCCUAUGCCCCCACACCCAAGGUCUCGUAAGGCGAUGCCAGUUGCUGGAGUCGACAAUGGCGAGGGCUCUUCAAAGCCUGCCAAAAAGUCACGGAAACCCAAAGCAUAUGUUCCUGCUUUACGCUCUGGAGCCUAUGCCUUAGUGGUUGGCCUUUCCACGUUAGAUGAAGACUCUUCUGCUGGAAUGACAAAGACGGAACUCAUUGAAGUUGCACAACCGCAUUGCGACUCAUCUUUCUCGGCUCCUAGCGACCCUACCAAGUUUUACACUGCCUGGAACUCGAUGAAAACUUUGUUGCAAAAGGAAUUGGUGUACGAAAGAGGACGACCUCUACGGAGAUACGCCUUGACUGACGAAGGAUGGGAAGUCGCAAAACGCAUAAAAGACACAGAGCACUGGCAGGCCGAGAAUGGAAAAGCUGAAAACCCGACUUCAGCACAGCCUGUUAAUCCAGAUUGUCAACUAAUUUCCAAUCGUGGGCCUAGGUCGCCUUCGAUUGAAAUUUCCGAACCUGCGAAAGCGCCUUCAGAAUACCAAAACGUUGUGUCUGAUGGCCCAACAAUAUCAGACGACAAUUCGGUGCCAAACUUUACACCAAUCCGACUACCUCCGGGGUCCUUUACGGUACACUUAGUGCUAGACGUUCGCGAGGUCAGAGCGAAGACUGAUCGCGAUUAUAUGCAAGAGGAGCUAGCAAAACUGGGCGCAAAACCCAUCAUGCGAAGUAUGGAACUUGGAGAUGCCCAGUGGAUCGCGAAAUGCCAUGACCCAAAUCUGCUCGCAUCACAAGGUGCUGAGGGAGCUGAGGUCAUUUUGGACUGGAUUGUUGAAAGGAAACGCCUUGAUGACCUGAUAGGGAGUAUCAAGGAUGGUAGGUUUCACGAGCAAAAGUUUCGCCUGCAGCGCUCAGGUGUGAGGAAAGUUAUUUACAUCAUCGAGGAGAUCUCCAUGGACCCGGAAGUAGCAUCUAGAUAUGCCGAAGCCGUCCGGUCAGCCAUUGCCUCCACACAAGUCGUCAAUGGCUACUUUGUGAAGAGGACGGCCAAAAUGGACGACACAGUCAGGUAUCUUGCUCGCAUGACAGCGAUGCUGAAGCGGACAUACGAGAGCAAACCACUCAACGUCAUUCCUACCAAAAUUCUUACGUCUCAAAAUUAUCUUCCUCUGCUGAAGCACCUGAGAGAAUCUAUAUCUCCAGACUGGUAUAUCACUUAUCCCGCCUUUUCGUCACUUGCAUCCAAGUCAGAGUCUAUAACUCUGCGAGACGUAUUUUUGAAAAUGCUUAUGACUACAAAGGGUGUCACGGGAGAAAGAGCGCUCGAAAUACAGAAGCGUUGGAAAACUCCGUAUGAUUUUGUCAAGGCUUUUGAGGCUUGCGGAAGUGGUGAACAGGGGCUGAAACGCAAACGCGAGCUGGUCUUUAGCCAGACAAGUCAUCUUGUCGGUCGAAAGAAGUUUACCAAGCCUUUGAGCACCAAAAUUGCAGAAGUCUGGGGUGACGCAUAAUAAUUUUGUAUAUGUGCGAUGAGGCUAACGUGUACGCAUACUGGAAAAGAGAGAUAUUCUGAUUAUAGUGAAAGGCAGACGGUACCAACAGGAUGGAAUGGUCGGUGUUUUCAAGGCAAUUGUAUUUAAGUGUCAAUGGUAUCAAGCCAGUAGGAUUCAUGAGCAUAGUGAUACCCAAGAUUAUGAGAAGUACGAAUAAACCUUUAAUGAUUAAAUCUAUCAAGCUCAUGGCUUUCUGCCGAAUCCCUGGGCCACGAUUCUCUCG
Fusarium verticillioides 7600 is the source of this 2237-nucleotide messenger RNA. RefSeq names its product crossover junction endonuclease MUS81. Gene Ontology annotation, molecular function: 3'-flap endonuclease activity; crossover junction DNA endonuclease activity; DNA binding. Bases 227 to 1972 code for a protein of 581 amino acids. The record is from RefSeq and is a predicted model, not a curated record. Gene Ontology annotation, cellular component: nucleus; Holliday junction resolvase complex. The transcript has a single exon. NCBI's taxonomy places the organism in Eukaryota, Fungi, Ascomycota, Sordariomycetes, Hypocreales, Nectriaceae. Gene Ontology annotation, biological process: resolution of meiotic recombination intermediates; DNA catabolic process; double-strand break repair via break-induced replication.